Messenger RNA from Nakaseomyces glabratus, 1548 nucleotides. RefSeq lists its product as uncharacterized. The record is from RefSeq and is a predicted model, not a curated record. Lineage: Eukaryota; Fungi; Ascomycota; Saccharomycetes; Saccharomycetales; Saccharomycetaceae.
AUGACAUCUGUACUUUCCACGAUAAAAAUUUUGGACACUAAGACAUUAAACACUGUCAGUGAAGAACGAAGCAAAAGCAUGCAUACGAACAACUUUUUCACGGGUAAUUCUACUAACAGUACACUUUCCCCAACAAAUAGUAUUAUUCAAAAUUCGCAACAAACCAUUAUUAGUGCCUUAACACCACAAGCAACUAAUAAUUACACGACACAAACUUCGGUAAAUUGUCAAAAUGAUAGCCGGUACUCAUAUUAUAACAGCGCUUCUGUCAUAGAUAGACCAAAAUUAAAGCUGCCACCAAUUUCUUCUUUGGAUAAUUUUGUGAAAACCAAUAUCUAUAAUGACAGUAGGUUAAGGAACGAUACUCGAAUGGUCAGGACAGUAUCAGUGCCCUAUUCAGCAACUUAUGAUAAAAAGCAAGUGAAUCCACAAAUUGCCCCUAACAACACUAGUACGCAAGGGGCACCCACUCACGCAGUAAACCGAAAUGUAUACACAACAGAUUACAGGCCGCUAAUUAAAAGUGAGUUCAGCCCGACAAGUCUACCCACAUAUCUACCUCUAGACACAAAUACCUCUAGAAGAGAGAGUGUAUACCUAGCAACAUUGAAGUCUUCUAGUAGCUCACCUACACCGUCAUGUGGCUCGGCUAUAAAAAACUCACCUCCAACAUAUCAUAUGUGUCCAAACAUUUUACCAAGUUCAGAUACAUGUUCAUCAACAAACAGUUCUACUACUACUAAUGUUUCUUACAGAACCUCAUAUUAUCUGCCAUCAAAUAAUACAUCAUUUAGAUCAGUAUCCUUCACAAAUAAAAACGUGAAUACAAGCAAUGAAAGUCUAACCGAAAUCAAUACACUAGCAGGAUCCAUCCCUAACACUACACUACCAUCAUCUAAUAACAUGACGCUUCAAGAAAUCAAUCUCAAGAAAGCAUUAUUAGCCGACUAUUCAAAAACAAAAAAAAAGAGGCAGUGUCCAAUUUGUCAUAAAUAUUUUGCCAACUUGUCAACUCAUAAAUCGACACAUCUAACCUCUCAAGAUCGACCACAUAAAUGUAUUAUAUGUCAGAGUGGAUUUGCUAGAAACAAUGACCUUAUCAGACAUAGAAAGCGUCACUGGAAGGAUGAUAUACAAAACAUAGCCAACCUAGGAAAUACUAAUCAGCAGUGUCAAAAUACCAUACAAGGCCAAAGAGCACUGAAGAAAAAUCAACUAAUACAAUUACAUCAGAUCAAAUGUGCUUUUAAGUGCCCAUAUAAUGCAAACUUGAUUGAAGUUGAUUUAGAACUAAACUCUCCUGAAACUAGUAACAGUGUUCUUGAAUUUACACCAAUGGAUUGCCAUCCUACAGGAGUCUUUUCACGUUGUGAUACAUUUAAAAAUCAUCUCAAAGCACUGCAUUUUGAAUAUCCUCAAAAGACUAAAAGAGAACAAAGAAGUCAAGUUCCAGGUAAAUGUAAACACUGCGGUAUGAAAUUUCCUAAUGUCGAUAUUUGGUUGAACCAGCAUGUCGGAAAGAGUUGUGGAUUUCGAUACCAUUCCUGA